GGGCGGGUGUGUGCGGCGGGGCCAAUCAGAGGCGCCCACGAUCCAGCCCGGAGAAGUUGGUGCUGUCGGGCCGCUGCCGCUGUCGCCGCGGGGGUCGGCGGAGAUGGUGUCUCCCGCGGCCUCUGCCGGCCGCCUGGGCUCCGCGCUGCCAUUCCUGCUCGUGCUCUUCGACCUGCAGUACCAGGGAGCUGAAUGUGGAAUAAAUGCAGAAGUAGAAAAACAGCUUGAAAUGGGAAAGAAGUUAUUGGCUGCUGGGCAGCUAGCAGAUGCUUUGUCUCACUUUCAUGCGGCUAUAGAGGGAGACUCUGAUAACUACAUUGCUUAUUACAGAAGAGCCACAGUGUACUUAGCCAUGGGCAAAUCUAAAGCAGCAAUUCGUGAUUUAAGUAAAGUGGUCGAAUUAAAGGAGGACUUCACUUCUGCAAGAUUGCAGAGAGGACACUUACUGCUCAAGCAAGGAAAAUUUGAUGAAGCAGAGGAUGACUUCAAAAAUGUGCUCAAAUCCAGUCCUAGCAAUAAUGAGGAAAAAGAAGCCCAGACUCAGCUGACAAAAUCUGAUGAGCUACAGCGCCUGCAUUCACAAGCAUUAUCUGCCUACCAGCAAGAGGAUUACGAAGCUGCUAUUUCUCUUCUUGAUGAAAUCUUGGCAGUUUGUGUUUGGGAUGCAGAGCUACGGGAACUUCGAGCUGAGUGUUAUAUAAAGGAAGGGGAACCAAGCAAAGCCAUUAGUGACUUGAAAGCUGCUGCCAAAUUAAAGAAUGAUAACACUGAAGCCUUCUAUAAAAUCAGCAGAAUAUAUUAUCAGCUGGGGGACCAUGAAUUAUCACUCAGUGAAGUCCGGGAGUGUCUGAAACUGGACCAAGACCAUAAGCAAUGCUUUUCUCUCUAUAAGCAAGUAAAGAAACUCAAUAAGCAGAUCGAGUCGGCAGAGGAAUUAAUCAGAGAAGGCAGGUAUGAAGAUGCUAUCAGUAAAUAUGAAUCUGUAAUGAAAACUGAGCCAGAAGUCCCAGUUUAUGCUACUCGUGCCAAAGAAAGGAUCUGCCACUGUUUAUCAAAGAAUCAGCAGGCUACAGAAGCCAUAAAAGCUUGUACAGAAGUUCUGCAGCUGGAACCAACCAAUGUGAAUGCCCUGAAAGACAGAGCGGAAGCUUAUUUGCUGGAAGACCUGUAUGAAGAAGCUAUUAAAGACUAUGAGACUGCUCAAGCCAAUAGUGAAAAUGACCAGCAGAUUCGGGAGGGGCUAGAACGUGCCCAGAGGAUGCUGAAGCAAUCACAGAAGAGGGAUUACUAUAAAAUCUUAGGAGUAAAAAGAAAUGCUCGAAAGCAAGAAAUCAUAAAAGCUUACAGAAAGCUGGCAUCCCAGUGGCACCCUGAUAACUUCCAGAGUGAGGAAGAAAAGAAGAAAGCAGAGAAAAAAUUCAUUGACAUAGCAGCUGCUAAAGAAGUCCUCACUGACCCAGAAAUGAGGCGGAAGUUUGAUGCGGGAGAGGACCCACUGGACGCAGAGAGUCAGCAGGGUGGGGGCAACCCUUUCCACAGGAACUGGAACACAUGGCAAGGAUUCAACCCCUUUGGUUCUGGAGGAGGACCAUUUACAUUCAAAUUUCACUUCAGUUAGAGCCAAGACUGUUUUGGUGGCUGCUGGUGGUUUUUUACUUAAUUCAUUGAGAAAUAAAAAGUCUCUCAGUUCAA
Molecule: messenger RNA, 1692 nt
Organism: Phalacrocorax carbo (great cormorant)
Lineage: Eukaryota; Metazoa; Chordata; Aves; Suliformes; Phalacrocoracidae
Source: RefSeq, a predicted model, not a curated record